Molecule: messenger RNA, 1996 nt
Organism: Micropterus dolomieu (smallmouth bass)
Lineage: Eukaryota; Metazoa; Chordata; Actinopteri; Centrarchiformes; Centrarchidae
Gene: bokb
Product: BCL2 family apoptosis regulator BOK b
Exons: 5
Coding region: 363-1004 (213 amino acids)
Biological process (GO): extrinsic apoptotic signaling pathway in absence of ligand; intrinsic apoptotic signaling pathway in response to DNA damage; regulation of apoptotic process
Cellular component (GO): mitochondrial outer membrane
Molecular function (GO): protein homodimerization activity; protein heterodimerization activity
Source: RefSeq, a predicted model, not a curated record
UGUAACUGCGUCCCUUCGGCUCACUCGGUGCUUUUUGGAGAAACAAGUGGACAGACAACAGCACGAGCUCCGGAGACAGAACUUCUCCCGGUGGUUCCUUAAUAGUCUCAACCUGUUUCUUUUGAGAGCAGACGAGCUGGCUUGCGCCUUUCAGAUUUAUUGGCUGGGAAACACUACAGACAAACACUGACAGGUUUUGUGAUUGAUUAAUUGCAGUGGACAUCUCAAUGUGGACACAGCGUUGAGGCUGCCAUAUUGUCUAUGCUGUUAAAUGUCCUCUGGGAUAAAAGAGGGGACACACUGAGAGUCAACUGAUCCGAAGAGGUCAGGCGCACUCUGACCUAUACCUCUUGCAGGAGGACAUGGAGGUCCUGCGGCGGUCCUCUGUGUUUGCAGCAGAGGUCCUGGAUGUGUUUGACCGGUCGUUGACUGAGAAGGAGCUGGUGUCCCAGUCUAGGGCCUUGUGCAGAGACUACAUAAUGUCCAGACUCAACCAGAAUGGACUGGGAUGGUCCAAAACUGAACUCAACCUCUCUCCCUCGAACGCAGCACUCACUGAUGUGUCUUUGGUGCUUCUCUGUCUUGGCGACGAGCUGGAGUGUAUACAGCCCAGUUUGUACAGGAACGUGGCGCGGCAGCUCAACAUUUCUGUUGCCAUGGAGAACAUGGUCUCGGAUGCCUUCAUCGGUGUGGCGACAGAAAUCUUUUCAACAGGUAUAACAUGGGGAAAGGUGGUAUCCCUGUAUGCAGUAGCCGGAGCCCUGGCUGUAGAUUGUGUCAGACAAGGCCAUCCAACCACCGUUCACAUCUUAGUGGACAGUCUGGGACAUUUUGUCCGCAAGUUUCUGGUUCCCUGGCUGAAGAGACGGGGAGGAUGGGCAGAGAUCACAAAAUGUGUGGUGAAGAGGGAUCUCAACCUUGAACACCACUGGCUGUCCUCUGCCAUCGAGUCCUUGAAGUACUUCCUCACUACAAUGUACAUCUACAUCAUGAAAGAACAAUGAACAGCCGAGACACAGCGUACCGAAGUUAUCAUCACUGUUUGAUGUGAGAAUCUCACUUCAAAUCUUGUUAAUUCAUGAUGGAGUGGAGUUGGUCGUUGUACUGGAUGGGAGGGACUGAGCCUGCCAGCCGAUAUCUUGCCAUCAACACGUUUCAUCUGCAUCAUGUUUGUUAUCUCGGUGUCAGAUAAGUCUGAUUACCCUUCAUUCAAAGGGUAGUCGCGGUGAUAUUUAAGAUCAUAAACAGUGAUGGAACAAGUUUGUGUCACUCGACCUCUUCUAGAUAUUGUCACACUGCUUACACCAGUGCAGUAAACCAGCUUCUCCAGUGUUGUAACUGUAAUGUAUGAUGGUGUUGGGGCUGAAUGUGAGCAAUGGGAGGCUGUUUGCACUCCUGAGCAAAACUGUUCAAAGCUUUCAUGUGAUGUUUGUCUCUGGAAAUACACCUGAAGGAGUAAUGAGGGUGACGGUAAUGAAAAGUGAUGCUCAGCUGGCUGGGUCUUGUUAGUUUUAUGAAUCCUCCUGAGUCUGAAAAGGAGCGACAUUGUUUCACUCACUCAUGGGUUUACACCUAAGCGCGAUAUCAGAUGGUAUCAACUGCUGACACUUUUGAUUCACACUAUUGUACUUUACCAAAGCACAAACAGUGUCUCUUUCCAUAUAUGAUCCAAAAUGUUGUGACCUAACUUUCUGCUGCAGUUCUACACACUUAGAAAUGUUGGGUCUCAUUUUGCCCAUUUUUGGCCAAAGAACGUAAAGACAGAGGAAUGGUUUGUACUGCAUCCAUAUAUUUUGGUGGUACGGAUUUGCUUUUAAAUCUGUAAAUAGUUCAUUUAUGUUUUUUAUUUUUAAGAUUUUGAUUAAGACUUCAACAAUUGAAGCCACUACAGUAUAAAGACAGGAUGAUUGUAUGGUAUGAAUGAUGGUUGUCCCUUUUUGUUUAUAAAUGCGUGUGAACAUUUUUAAAAAAUCCAUAAUAAACUUAACAAUCUUCA